Molecule: messenger RNA, 1845 nt
Organism: Diplodia corticola
Lineage: Eukaryota; Fungi; Ascomycota; Dothideomycetes; Botryosphaeriales; Botryosphaeriaceae
Product: protein kinase activator bem1
Exons: 4
Coding region: 1-1845 (614 amino acids)
Biological process (GO): conjugation with cellular fusion
Cellular component (GO): mating projection tip
Molecular function (GO): protein binding; phosphatidylinositol binding
Source: RefSeq, a predicted model, not a curated record
AUGGUCAAGUUCCGGAGAUCGCUCAAGAGCGACAAGGCCGACUCGAAACCACACCACAUCUCCAUCCCACCCAAGGAUGCCAUAGCCAUCGUGCCGCCCAAGAAGGUUAUUAAAGCCCUUUACGACUACAGUGCCCCCGACAGCGAACACUACCUCAGCUUCACCCAAGGCGACUUCCUGCACGUCGUCGGCCGCGAGAACGACCCCGACUGGUACGAGGCAUGCAACCCGCUGCACGGCUCGCGAGGACUGGUACCUGUCAAGUACUUUGAUACCGUCGGCAAGACUGUGCGAGACAGUGGCAGCUCCGUUUCCCACGCCGAUCUCGCCAAUCUACACAGCGCCGGCCACGACAGCGGCUACGCCGAGAAAACCUCCUCGGAGCACGACCUCUUUCCCAAGCCUGCGAGGAUGAGCAAGUCGUCGAUGAAGGGCGCCGCCGGCGGCACCGGUGCCAUGGUCUACGGCGUCGUCAUUUACGACUUCAAGGCCGAGCGCCCUGACGAGCUGGAGGCCAAGGAGGGCGAGGCUAUCAUCGUCAUUGCCCAGUCGAACCCGGAGUGGUUUGUCGCCAAGCCAAUCACCCGCCUGGGUGGCCCCGGCCUGAUUCCUGUCUCCUUCAUCGAGAUCCGCGACAUGUCCACCGGCAAGGCCGUUCCCGAUCCCCACGAGGCCGUGCGCGCCGCCGGCGUGCCGCGGGUGGAGGAGUGGAAGAAGAUGGCAGCCGAGUACAAGAACGGCAGUAUUCCGCUGGGCAAGCUGGAGUCCAACUCGCAGCAGACGCUGCAGCAGGGCGUGGAGCGCAUGAGCGUGCAGAGUCGGAACGGCCAGAACGGAUACGCAACGUCCCACUCGCGCGCAGGAAGCGUUGCCGCCAACAACGGCGGCUACCGCCAGUCCAACCAGGCCGAAGCCCGAUCGCUUGCGCCAAUCAACGCAAGCGUGCCCCGGUACUGUUUCGCAAACGACAUCUUCUGGUUCAUCGUCGAGUGUCAGAUGGAGGAUGGGUCUUACUGGGAACUCUCUCGUCUCUACCAAGAUUUCUACGACCUCCAGAUCAAGCUCAUCAACGCCUUCCCGCUCGAGGCCGGUCAGGUCGAGGGUGUCGAGAGAACUCUGCCUUACAUGCCUGGACCGGUCACCUACGUCACGGACAAUAUUACCAACGGUCGCCGCGCGAAUCUUGAUGAUUACAUUGUAAAUCUGCUAAAACUGGGGCCUCAUAUCACCCGCUCGGAGCUCGUCUGCGAAUUCUUCAAGCCCAAGGAGAAUGACUACGAAAUCGACCCCAACAUCAGCGCGGAUGGAUACAGGCUGUCUGGCGCGUCUCAGCAAUCAACAGAUCCGUCUGGUGGCGCUUCGAGACAGUCUUCCACGGGGAACCUGCAGCAAAGCCACCACUCGCACAGCCAAUCGCAAUCUAGCUAUCACAACCACCAGCGCCAGGCCUCCAAGGCUAAUUCUUUGCACCCGGUCCAGCAACAUCCUGGAAUGCAGCGGAACAACAGUGGCAUGACGCAGGGGUCAGCAUCAUCUGCCGGCAACAGCACCGUCACCGGAACCGGUGUCGGCGCCCACAAAAUCAAGGUCUGGUUUGAAGAGGACAACUGUGUCAUUAUCAGGAUGCCGGCGUACUUCCGUUUUGGGGACUUGUACAAGAAGUUGCAAGAGCGACGCGCGCUGGAGAAGGGCGUGAGCCCGCAAGAGGUGGUUGAUGAAGCGCUGCUGGUCGAGUACAGAGACGAGGCCGACGGCCAAUAUUACAGCAUUGGAGACGACGAGCAACUAGAAGACGCGAUUUCCCGAAGCCCCAAGCUUGUGUUGUGGGUCAGUGCCGCCCAGUAG